Orcinus orca (killer whale) is the source of this 20814-nucleotide messenger RNA. It is a transcript of the gene FAM185A, whose product is annotated as family with sequence similarity 185 member A. The record is from RefSeq and is a predicted model, not a curated record. NCBI's taxonomy places the organism in Eukaryota, Metazoa, Chordata, Mammalia, Artiodactyla, Delphinidae. The transcript has 8 exons. Bases 379 to 1464 code for a protein of 361 amino acids.
GUCCCGUGUAACACCUGCUCUUACUAGACUUAACAACCUUGGGCAUUGCCUCUUGGGAAAUGUAGUUUCUAAGCCGCCGAGCCCCUCGACGUCUGACUUCAUUAGAACUACCUAUCCCACCGGCCUUUGCGAAAGGGCGGGAGUAGGCGAGGAGUCACGGUCAGCGUGGAUACUUAGAGCUUUGAAAUUCCAAUUUGCCCCCGAGGCGUGUGUAGCUGAGGUUUAAACUGCUGAACGAAGUGAGCAGUCUUGCUGUUGCUUCAGCACACCCUCUUAAGUGUCUCCCUUCUGACUUGCGCCGGCACAGCGGCCAAGUCGACUGGCCGUGGCGAGACUAGCCUGUGGCUGAGGUGAUCUGAGGGAGCGUGAGAGCACGCCAUGUUCGUCCCCUGCUCGGGAUGGGGGCUGGGCUGCCUCCGGCUCUGUCUGCUCCGAGUGUGGGCCAGCGAGGUCGCGGGGCGCUGUGCGUGCGGGGCCUGUCAGGCCCGGCUGUACGGCUCAGGUGGGUCCCAGCCCGACGUCUCUCGGUCUGGUCCCGCGCGCCGGACUCUGAAGGAGUGGGCACUUCUGGUGAGCCCUUUCGGCCGGCUGCGGACGCGGCUCCCGUGCUCCCUAGCCGUGAGGCCCUUGGACCCUCUCACCUACCCGGAUGGCGACCGCGUGCUGGUGGCGGUGAGCGGAGUGGAGGGUGGGGCCGUGGCCAGCUUGCAGGUGAGGUACGACGAGGCGCAGAAGGAGGUGGCCAUCGUGUCUGACGUCAUCGACCCCCAGGCGUCCGUGGAAGUGAACGCGCCCCUGAAGUUUGAUUUGAAUAUCAAGUCAUCAGGGUCUGGCUGUGUAAAAGUCCAAAAUAUUGAGUGUGAUAAUUGCAAAAUUGAAACUGAACAGGGGACCAGCAUCUUACAGUCAGUUAAGAGUCAAAAAUUACAUAUUCAAACAAAAGGAGGUAAAGUGAUCUGCCUGGGAACAGUUUAUGGAAAUAUAGAUAUUCAUGCAUCAGAUAAAAGUACUGUGACCGUAGAUAAACUGCAGGGAAGUUCUGUUAAUGUAUCUACUGAAGAUGGUUUGCUGAAAGCCAAGUGUCUUUACACAGAAUCAUCGUUUCUGUCUUCUGCUGCUGGGGAUAUUACAUUAGGAAGUGUUCAUGGUAAUAUAACAUUACAAAGCAAGAUGGGUAACAUCACAGUAGAUUCGUCUUCUGGAUGUCUAAGUGCCUCGACUUAUCAGGGUGCCAUAGAUGUUUAUGUCAGCCAACUGGGAAAAGUGGAAUUGAAAUCCCAUAAAGGAUCUGUUCUUGUCAAGGUUGCAUCUUCUCUUCAAGCUUAUUUACAGUUAUCAGGGAAAGAGAUUGAUGUGAACUCAGAAGUCCAUGUUGAAGAAAUGGAUGAAGCUCAUAAAGAUGACGGUAUAAUAAUUACUGGAAAUGGCUGUAUCCACUCCAGCCUCCAGCAGCCACCAGCCUAAUCAGUCAGCAGCCAUGAACACUGAAGCAAGACCCUCCACCAGCAAAAAGAUUAUUAAUUGCUAGUCAGAUAAUGGUUAGCAUUUUUUGUUUUACUCUUUAUAAAUUUUUAUUAUAUAAAAAAUUUAUAAAAUUUUAAAUUAUGCUUGUAAAUGGAUGCUAUGAGGAAGAUGCAUGCUUACCUCAUUGGUUAUUAUGAAGCUUCUUAGGCCAUUUAAUUAUUUUUCUGUUAUUUGUUACUAUAUCUUAUACUCUAGCCCCUAUUUCCUAAACCAGGAAGGACCAGAUUUUAGAGCAAAGUUUAUUUCCUGCCCACAGUCCAAGAAUCUGGGUACUGAUCAGCAGAUUUCUUCUGGAGAGUAGCACAUGAUGUACGAUGAGGUUGGGCCCCAGGUUGUCUCUGAUAGUAGAUUAAAUCCGUUAAAGUAAUCGUACAGAGGGACUUCAGAUAAACACAACAGUCUCCUGUAGAGAGAGCUGUAUGAACAAGUUAUUGAGUUUAGAGAAACUUUUGUUUCAUUUUGAUUCCAAAACUGGUGCCCAAAAGGCCACAGACCUUAUUUAUCAAGUGGAUAUCAAGUGGAAUAAUUUGAGGCCUAGAAAAUUAAAGCAGUUUGCUUUUUCUAUGGAGAUUUCCAAUCUGAAACCCAAGUUUGGAAGUAAUGAGCAACUUUAUGUGUCAGUUGUUAUUAUAGGCAGCUGAGCUCAGCUCUUUUGGGCCACCAUACAGAGCCUAUGAGGCAUAGAAACAGAAAUACUCUCACUGCUAAGAGGUCUGGAUUGUAUCUGUUGAAUGAUUUCUGCAAGAAACCAUGCCAAUAAACUUUAGUUCUUGGGGCUCAGGCUUCCCACAGGGUUUGAUGUGUCAGCCCUGUAAUUUUAUUUAAAUUCCUGCUCCAUGGUUUCCCUUGUUGUUGCCGUCACUGGUAAAUAACUGUGUAUUGUGUAAUUCUUUUUUUUUUGAAUUUUAUUUUAUUUUUUUAUACAGCAGAUUCUCCAAUUUUAUACACAUCAAUAUACACAUGUCAAUCCCAAUCGCCCAAUUCAUCACACUACCACCCCCACCCCUGCACCACUUUCCCCCCUUGGUGUCCAUACGUUUGUUCUCUACAUCUGUGUCUCAGUUUCUGCCCUGCACACCGGUUCAUCUGUACCAUUUUUCUAGGUUCCAUAUAUGCGUUAAUAUACGAUAUUUGUUUUUCUCUUUCUGACUUACUUCACUCUGUGUGACAGUCUCUGGGUUCAUCCAGGUCCCUACAAAUGACCCAAUUUCGUUCCUUUUUAUGGCUGAGUAAUAUUCCACUGUAUAUAUGUACCACAUCUUCUUGAUCCAUUUGUCUGUUGAUGGGCAUUUAGGUUACUUCCAUGACCUGGCUAUUGUAAAUAGUGCUGCAAUGAACAUUGGGGUGCAUGAGUCUUUUUGAAUUGCGGUUUUCUCUGGGUAUAUGCCCAGUAGUGGGAUUGCUGGGUCAUAUGGUAGUUCCAUUUGUAGUUUUUUAAGGAACCUCCAUACUGUUCUCCAUAGUGGCUGUAUCAAUUUACAUUCCCACCAACAGUGCAAGAGAGUAGUUCCCUUUUCUCCACACCCUCUCCAGCAUUUGUUGUUUAUAGAUUUUCUGAUGAUGCCCAUUCUAACUGGUGUGAGGUGAUACCUCAUUGUAGUUUAGAUUUGCGUUUCUCUAAUAAUUAGUGAUGUUGAGCAUCUUUUCAUGUGCUUCUUGGCCAUCUGUAUGUCUUCUUUGGAGAAAUGUCUACUUAGGUCUUCUGCCCAUAUUUGGACUGGGUUGUUUGUUAUUUUAAUAUUGGGCUGCAUGAGCUGUUUAUAUAUUUUGGAGAUUAAUCCUUUCUCCAUUGAUUCAUUGGCAAAUAUUUUCUCCCAUUCAGAGGGUUGUCAUUUCAUCUUGUUUGUAGUUUCCUUUGCUUUGCAAAAGCUUUGAAGUUUCAUUAGGUCCCAUUUGUUCAUUUUUGUUUUUAUUUCCAUUACUCUAGGAGGUGGAUCAAAAAAGAUCUUGCUGUGAUUUAUGUCAGAGAGUGUUCUUCCUGUGUUUUCCUCUAAGAGUAUUUAUAGUGUCUGGUCUUACAUUUAAGUCUCUAAUCCAUUUUGAGUUUAUUUUUGUGUAUGGUGUUAGGGAGUGUUCUAAUUUCAUUCUUUCACAUGUAGCUGUCCAGUUUUCCCAGCACCACUUAUUGAAGAGACUGUCUUUUCUCCAUUGUGUAUCCUUGCCUCCUUUGUCAUAGAUUAGUUGACCAUAGGUGCGUGGGUUUAUCUCUGGGCUUUCUAUCUUGUUCCAUAGAUCUAUGUUUCUGUUUUUGUGCCAGUCUUGAUUACUGUAGCUUUGUAGUAGAGUCUGAAGUCAGGGAGCCUGAUUCCUCCAGUUUCGUUUUUUUCCCUCACGACUACUUUGGCUAUUCGGGGUCUUUUGUGUCUCCGUACAAAUUUUAAGAUUUUUUGUUUUAGUUCCAUAAAAAAUGCCAUUGGUAAUUUGAUAGGGAUUGCUUUGAAUCUGUAGAUUGCUUUGGGUAGGAUAGUCAUUUUCACAAUGUUGAUUCUUCCAAUCCAAGAACAUGGUAUAUCUCUCCAUCUGUUAGUAUCAUCUUUAAUUUCUUUCAUCAGUGUCUUAUAGUUUUCUGCAUACAGGUUUUUUGUCUCCCUAGGUAGGUUUAUUCCUAGGUAUUUUAUUCUUUUUGUUGCAAUAGUAAAUGGGAGUAUUUCCUUAAUUUCUCUUUCAUAUUUUUCAUCAUUAGUGAAUAGGAAUGGAAGAGAUUUCUGUGCAUUAAUUUUGUAUCCUGCAACUUUACCAAAUUCAUUGAUUAGCUCUAGUAAUUUUCUGGUGGCAUCUUUAGGAUUCUCUAUGUAUAGUAUCAUGUCAUCUGCAAACAGUGACAGUUUUACCUCUUCUUUUCCCAUUUGGAUUCCUUUUAUUUCUUUUUUUUCUCUGAUUGCCAUGGCUAGGACUUCCAAAACUAUGUUGAAUAAUAGUGGUGAGAGUGGACGUCCUUGUCUUGUUCCUGAUCUUAGAGUAAAGGCUUUCAGUUUCUCACCAUUGAGAAUGAUGUUUCCUGUGGGUUUGUCAUAUAUGGCCUUUAUUAUGUUGAGAUGAGUUCCCUCUAUGCCCACUUUCUGGAGAGUUUUUAUCAUAAAUGGGUGUUGAGUUUUGUCAAAAACUUUUUCUGCAUCUAUUGAGAUGAUCAUAUGGUUUUUAUUCUUCACUUUGUUAUUAUGGUAUAUCACAUUGAUUAAUUUGCAUAUAUUGAAGAAGUCUUGCAUCCCUGGGAUAAAUCCCACUUGAUCAUGGUGUACGAUCCUUUUAAUGUGCUGUUGGAUUCUGUUUACUAGUAUUUUGUUGAGGAUUUUUGCAUCUAUAUUCAUGAGUGAUAUUGGCCUGUAAUUUUCUUUUUUUGUAAUAUCUUUGUCUGGUUUUGGUGUCAGGGUAAUGGUGGCCUCAUAGAAUGAGUUUGGGAGUGUUCCUUCCUCUGUAACUUAUUGGAAGAGUUUGAGAAGGACAGGUGUUAGCUCUUCUUAAAUGUUUGAUAGAAUUCACCUGUGAAGCCAUCUGGUCCUGGACUUUUGUUUGUUGGAAGAUUAUUAAUGACAGUUUCAAUUUCAUUACUUGUGAUUGGUCUGUUCAUAUUUUCUAUUUCUUCCUGGUUCAGUCUUGGAAAGUUAUACCUUUCUAAGAAUUUGUCCAUUUCUUCCAGGUUGUCCAUUUUAUUGGCAUAGAGUUGCUUGUAGUAAUCUCUUAGGAUGCUUUGCAUUUCUGUGGUGCCUGUUGUAACUUCUCCUUUUUCAUUUCUAAUUUUAUUGAUUUGAGUCCUAUCUCUCGUGUUCUUGAUGAGUAUGACUAAUGGUUUAUCAACUUUGUUUAUCUUCUCAAAGAACCAGCUUUUAUUAGUUUUAUUGAUGUUUGCUAUUGUUUUCUCUGUUUCUAUUUCAUUUAUUUCUGCUCUGAUCUUUAUGAUUUCUUUCCUUCUGCUAACUUUGGGUUUUGUUUGUUCUUCUUUCUCUGGUUCCCUUAGGUGUAAGGUUAAAUUGUUUAUUUGAGAUAUUUGUUGUUUCUUGAGGUAGGCUUGUAUUGCUAUAAACUUCCCUCUUAGAACUGCUUUUGCUGCAUCCCAUAGGUUUUGGAUCGUCAUGUUUUCACUGUCAUUUGUCUCUAGGUGUUUUUUGAUUUCCUCUUUGAUUUCUUCUGUUAUCUCUUGGUUAUUUAGUAAUGUAUUGUUUAGCCUUCAUGUGUUUGUGUUUUUUACAUUUUUUUUCCCUGUAAUUGAUCUCUAAUCUCAUAGCGUUGUUGUCAGAAAAGAUGCUUGAUAGGAUUUCAAUUCUGUUAAAUUUACUGAGGCUUGAUUUGUGACCCAAGUUGUGAUCUAUCCUGGAGAAUGUUCCGUGCGCACUUGAGAAGAAAGUGUAAUCUGUUGUUUUUGGAUGGAAUGUCCUAUAAAUAACAAUUAAAUCUAUCUGGUCUAUUGUGUCAUUUAAAGCUUGUGUUUCCUUGUUAAUGUUCUGUUUGAAUGAUCUGUCCAUUGGUGUAAGUGAGGUGUUAAAGUCCCCCACCAUUAUUGUGUUACUGUCGAUUUCCUCUUUUAUAGCUGUUAGCAGUUGCCUUAUGUAUUGAGGUGCUCCUAUGUUGGGUGCAUAUAUAUUUAUAAUUGUUAUAUCUUUUUUUUGGAUUGAUCUCUUGAUCAUUGUGUAGUGUCCUUCCUUGUCUCUUGUGACAUUCUUUAUUUUAAAGUCUAUUUUAUCUGCUAUGAGAAUUUCUACUCCAGCUUUCUUUUGAUUUCCAUUUGCAUGAAAUACCUUUUUCCAUCCCCUCAUUUUCAGUCUGUAUGUGUCCCUAGGUCUGAAAUGGGUCUCUUGUAGGCAGCAUAUAUAUGGGUCUUGUUUUUGUAUCCAUUCAGCAAGCCUGUGUCUUUUGGUUGGAGCAUUUAAUCCAUUCACAUUUAAGGUACUUAUCGAUAUGUAUGUUCCUAUUACCAUUUUCUUAAUUGUUUGGGGUUAGUUUUUGUAGGUCCUUUUCUUCUCUUGUGUUUUCCACUUAGAGAAGUUCCUUUAGCAUUUGUUGUGGAGCUGGUUUGGUGGUGCUGAAUUCUCUUAGCUUUUGCUUGCCUGUAAAGCUUUGAUUUCUCCAUCGAAUCUGAAUGAGAUCCUUGCCUGGUAGAGCAAUCUCGGUUGUAGGUUCUUCCCUUUCAUCACUUUAAGUAUAUCAUGCCACUCCCUUCUGACUUGUAGAGUUUCUGCUGAGAAAUCAGCUGUUAACGUUAUGGGAGUUCCCUUCUAUGUUGUUUGUCGUUUUUCCCUUGCUGCUUUCAGUAAUUUUUCUUUGUCUUCAAUUUUUGCCAAUUUGAUUACUAUGUGUCUCGGAGUGUUUCUCCUUGCGUUUUCCUGUAUGGGACUCUCUGUGUUUCCUGGACUUGGGUGGCUGUUUCCUUUUCCAUGUCAGGCAAGUUUUUGACUAUAAUCUCUUCAAAUAUUUCUCGGGUCCUUUCUCUCUCUCUUCUUCUGGGACCCCUAAAAUGCGAAUGUUGUUGUGUUUAAGAGGUCUCUUAGGCUGUCUUCAUUUCUUUGCAUUCUUUUUCUUUAUUCUGUUCUGCAGCAGUGAAUUCCACAAUUCUGUCUUCCAGGUCAGUUAUCCAUUCUUCUGCCUCAGUUAUUCUGCUAUUGAUUCCUUCUAGUGUAUUUUUCAUUUCAGUUAUUGUAUUGUUCAUCUCUGUUUGUUUGUUCUUUAAUGCUUCUAGGUCUUUGUUAAACAUUUCUUGCAUCUUCUCGAUCUUUGCCUCCAUUCUUUUUCUGAGGUCCUGGAUCAUCUUCACUGUCAUUAUUCUGAAUUCUUUUUCUGGAAGGUUGCCUAUCUCCACUUCAUUUAGUUGUUUUUCUGGGGUUUUAUCUUGUUCCUUCAUCUGGUACAUAGCCCUCUGCUUUUUCAUCUUGUCUAUCUUUCUGUGAAUGUGGUUUUUGUUCCACAGGCUGAAGGAUUGUAGUCUUUCUUGCUUCUGCUGUCUGCCCUCCUGUGGAUAAGGCUAUCUAAGAGGCUUGUGCAAGUUUUUUGAUGGGAGGGACUGGUGGUGGGUAGAGCUGGGUGUUGCUCUGGUGGGCAGAGCUCAGUAAAAUUUUAGUCCACUUGUCUGCUGAUGGGUGGGGCUGGGUUCCCUCCCUGUUGGUUGUUUGGCCUGAGGCCACCCAACACUGGAGCCUACCUGGGCUCUUUGGUGGGGCUAAUGGUGAACUCUGGGAGCGCUCAUGCCAAGGAGUACUUCCCAGAACUUCUGCCGCCAGUGUCCUUGUCUUCAUGGUGAGACACAGCCACACCCGCCUCUGCAGGAGAGCCUCCAACACUAACAGGUAGGUCUGGUUCAGUCUCCCCUGGGGUCACUGCUCCUUCCCCUGGGUCCCGAUGCGCACACUACUUUGUGUGUGCCCUCCAGGAGUGGAGUCUCUGUUUACCCCAGUCCUGUCGAACUCCUGCAGUCAAAUCCCGCUAGCCUUCAAAGUCUGAUUCUCUAGGAAUUCCUCCUCCUGUUGCCAGACCCCCAGGUUGGGAAGCCUGACGUGGAGCUCAGAACCUUCACUCCAGUGGGUGGACUUAGGUGGUAUAAGUGUUCUCCAGUUUCUGAGUCACCCACCCAGAAGUUAUGGGAUUUGAUUUUAUUAUGAUUGCACCCCUCCUACUGUCUCAUUUUGGCUUCUCCUUUGUCUUUGGAUGUGGGGUAUCUUUUUUGAUGAGUUCCAGUGCCUUCCUGUCGAUGAUUGUUCAUCAGUUAGUUGUCAGUGUGUGUUGUAUAAUUCUUAAAGUGGUUUACAAAUAUGUGCUAUUCUGAGGUCAAAAGAAAGCCUGGAACUCUCUUAAGGUAAAACAUUUACCUACUAAAGAGUUGUGCACAGUGUAUAUUCUUUGGGAUGCAUUCUCUAAUCCUUAUGAGAUCCUUGAUUCUGAGCUUCGUGCUCUACCCAUAUAUGGCAAAUUGGAUAGGUGGUGAAUACCUUAGAUAAGAUAUUUCUGGGAAUAAGUUGACUUCUCUGUUAAGUUUUAGACUGGGUUCAUCAACUUAGAUAUGAAACCUCACCAUUGUAUAUCAAGCCAUUUUUAAGACCAGAAAUGCAUGUGGUACAAUUUAGAUGAUUAGAGAUAAAGUAUGUUGUCAGCCAAAUGAUUGUUGUUUGUCAUUGUCUGCAUGGUAGGGAAGGUGGUAUUACUGGGUUCACUUUAUUUUAGUCAAACUGGAAAUGUAAAGCAUAAUAAAAAUAAGUUCAUUUGGUAUCAAAAUAAACUACCAAGUCAGAAGAGAGUUCUCGGCUUGUUUGUAGGCUGGAGACACACAUUUAAUGGUAUUGUGAUUUAUAAUGGAAAACAGGUUCAUUUGUUGGAAAAGAUGUUGAAAUGGGACCAAGCCCACAGGAUGCCAUUUUAAGAGCUAGAGACAGUAUUUUCUCUCCAAAUGGGCGAAAAAAUCUAGUCUUUUGAUAUGACUCAUAGAAAUAACUUAUUUUUAGAACACAUUUAAGUUUUGGUUUUCUCCAAGUUUACAGCAUAUGGAUUUGUCAGUCAUGUAGAUGUGCUUCCGGAUGACAUGGAAGAAAUUUGGUAACAGAAUGAAUAAUGCUGUAGGUUUAUGGCUGUCUACUUAAAAAUACUUUGACAGGUAGUUAAUGUAGGAACUGCCUUCAGAUCGUUUGUGCUUUUAUGGUGUUUUUGUUUCUCCAUUUUGUUAAAGUGUAAGAUCCUGGGAGAGUGUAAUAAGUAGACAUCAGCUUUGUUUGUUAAUGUUUCCCCAAAAAAAGGAAGAUCAGGUUUUGUUCCCAUUCACCUGAAAACUUCAUCUGUUAAGGACAGAUUGUAAAUGUUAGACUUUGCAGGCUACAUAUGGUUUCUGUUGUUUAUUCUCUUUUGUUUUGUUUUUUUAUAACCCUUUAAAAGUGUAGAAGUCGGGCUUCCCUGGUGGCGCAGUGGUUGAGGGUCCGCCUGCCAAUGCAGGGGACACGGGUUCGUGCCCCGGUCUGGGAAGAUCCCACAUGCCGUGGAGCGGCUGGGCCCGUGAGCCAUGGACACUGAGCCUGUGCGUCCGGAGCCUGUGCUCCGCAAGGGGAGAGGCCACAACAGUGAGAGGCCUGCAUACCGCAAAAAAAAAAAAAAAGCGUAGAAGCCAUUCUUAGCUCUUAGGCCAUAAAAACAGGCGUCAGGCCAGAUUUGGCCUGUGGGCCAUAAUUUGCUGAUUCCUAGACUAGAGAUCAAAGUACAGACCCCAGUCUUAGAGCAUGUGAAUUCUGUUUGUAAUGCCUGGGUUUUUGGGGUUUUUUUUUAGUUUUUGUUUUCAUGUUUAUUUUGGUCAUAUACGAAACACUGAACCACAGCCAAAUCUUACCCUGAGGAAACUCUUCCCAGUAAUGAAGAAAAAAGAUUUGUGCACCUAAAAGUGUAAUCAUGUAAAAUUUAAGAAACAGUACAGCCAUAGAAGGUAUAAGAUGCCAAGUAAAAACACAAAAACCUGUUCAACAUCACUAGCCAUUGGUAUGGUACAAAUUAGAACCAGAAUGAGAUGUUACUACAUACCUAUUAGAAUGGCUAAAAUAAGAAAUACUGAUAAUAUUAAAUGCUGGCAAGGAUGUGGAGAGAUUGGAUCUCUUCUGCAUUGGUAUUGGGCAUGGAAAAUAAUAUAGCCACUCCUGAAUUCAGCCUGGCAUUUUGUUAAAAAGAAAGUACCAUAUGACCCAACAAUUACAUUCCUGGGCAUUUAUCUUGGAGAAAUGAAACUUAGUGUUCACAUAAAAACCUGUACAUAAGUAUUCAUAGCUUUAUUUAUAGUAGCCAAAAAAUGGAAAUGACUAAAAUAUACUUCUACGAGUAAAUGGUUACACAAACUGUGGUAUGUCCAUACAGUGGAGUAGUAUUCAACAGUGAAAAAGAACAAUCUAUUAAUACACACAACUUGGAUAGAAGUUAGGGGCAUUAUGCUGAGUGAAAAUAGCCAGUCUCAAAAUAUUGCAUACUGUAUGAUUACAUUUAUCUAAUGUUCUUGAAGUGACAUUAUUAUGGAUAUGGAGAACAGACAAGUUGUUGCAAAAAGUUAAGAAAGGAGAGGGAAGAUAAAACUAUAAAGAGAUAUCACAUAGAACUUUCUUUGUGAUGAUAAAACAAUUCUGUAUCUUGAUUAUAAUGAUGGUUAUGUGAAUCUAUACAUGUGAUAAAAUCUCAUAAAAGUAUACACAAAAACGUGUAAAAGAGUGAGUGCAUGUAAAAAAUGGUGAAGCCUGAGUAAGCUCUGUAGUCUAAUUAAUUGUAUGCCAAACAAUUACCUAUUUUUGAUAAUGCACGAUGGUUAUUAUAAGAUGUCAACAUUGGAGAAACUGGGUAAUGGGUGCACAGGACCUCUUUGUACUAUUUUUACAACUUCUUUUGAGUCUUUAAUUAUUUCCCAACAAGAAAUUACAGAGAGCAUGAUGUAGGGAGGGGAAAAAAGAUGGGAAGAGGGAGAAAGGGAGAAAGAGAGAAAGAUAGAAACAGUGAGGGCUUCUAGGCUAGAAGUAGAAUAAAAAGGACUGAAUUACCCUUCUACUUAAACCAACAACAACAAAAAUUUUUAAAUAGACAAAAUACAUGAAAAAACAGUUUCUAAGAUACGGUACAUCAGGCAAUGAAAGAAAGUGAUCACUAAGAACUGGGAAGCAAGCAAAAUGAGUCCCUGCUUACUCCCUCGAGAGUCUUCAGGCUGUAGUACAUGGAGAAGGGACUAAUGUAGAGCCCAGCAGACUCCUUGAAUUGAGGAAACCAUAAGGAGAGUCCACAGAGAUUGAUAGCUAGAGUUUAUAAAGUACCAGAAGGAACAGAACCUAAUGCUCACACAAGUCCAGGAAAAACGCCUAUCCCACCUGCCAGACUGGAAAAUACCAUAACUCAUGGAGCACUGGGUAGAGCACUUAGUAGUUGGAAAGAGCCCUAGACUGCGCAUUCCUCCAGAACUGCCUAACAAAUCAUAAAACAAGAGAUGAAAAGUUGAAAUUGUUUCCAAGUACUUUAACUGCACAAAGCUUGAGAUUUACAGAAAUACAAAAAUGCCUGGAACCCAACAAAAUAAAAUUCACCAUGUCUGGCAUCCAAUCAAAGAUUAUCAGACAUGCAAAUAGGCAAGAAAUCAUGACCCAAGAUGAAGUGAAUGUCAAUCGAAACCUAUACAGAAAAGACACAGAUGUUAGAAUUAGCAGAGAAGAAAAAUAAAAUAGUUAUUAUAACUGAAUUCCACAUGUUGGGAUAAAGUUAAGUAAGACAUGGAAGAUAUAAAAAAGACCAAAAUUGAAUUUCUAGAAAUGAAAACUACAAUAUCUGAGACGAAAAAUACAGAGGAUGUGAUUAGACAUAAAAGGAUAUUUCUUGGGCAAAACUGAUUAAUUGCAUACUUGCUCAAAACCUAGUGUACUGUUGACUUUUUCAUUAUUCCAAAUAAUUGAGAGAAAAUAUAAUGAUGGGCAGCAUUAUAACUAGCUCAAAAAUAUUUGCUUGUAAAAAUUUGUUGCUAAGAUGUCCUGGGUUGCACUUUUGUCAAGGGAAGAACAGAUAAAAAAUGUUGACAUUAAAAUAUUUGGUUUUACGGGAUUGUGUGUGGUGUUAGAGCUUUUGUUUGUGAAAAACAUGCAUUAAAACUAAGACUUCAGGGGCUUCCCUGGUGGCGCAGUGGUUGGGAGUCUGCCUGCCGAUGCAGGAGACACAGGUUCGUGUCCCAGUCUGGGAGGAUCCCAUGUGCCGCGGAGCGGGUGUGCCCGUGAGCCAUGGCCACUGGACCUGCACAUCCAGAGCCUGUGCUCCGCAACGGGAGAGGCCACAGCAGUGAGAGGCCGGCAUACCACAAAAAAAAUAAUAAAAAUAAAUAAAUAAAUAAGAUUUCAGAGUAGUUAUUUAAAUCCUUUUUCAAAAGUGUAUAAUUUAUUUUCCUAGCCAGCUGGUAAGCUUUUUGAGGGCAUUACCAUGUCUUUUUACAUGUUUUGAACCUCCCUAAAAUACUUAGCAUGAUGCUUCCCAUAGUGGGUGGUCAGUAGUGUUUAUAAUGUAAAAGAGGGAAUCCUCCAGCUGUGAUGCACUGAAAUUUAACCUGUUCCUAAUAAGACAGCACCAAAUUAUCCCUCAGAAUGUAAGUAAACAAAGUCUGUUACGAGGUUUGGAGUGGGGAGUGGUGGGGUGGGGGGCAGGAAGAAGCUCACCUUAGCCAAGAGGCUUAUUUUUAAACAAGGCUAUUUUUAAACAAGCAACAGAAAUUCUGCCAAUUACUCCUUAGAGCCUUAUCUUUGUCCAUGGCUAGAGCUGAUUAGAUCAGGUGCAUUUUGGGUUAAAUAAUGAGUAAUGCUUAUCAACCAGGUAUUUGGAAAUCACUCAGUCAGUCAAACUUGGAUAUUUAUAUACUUGAGUAGAUUUGGACAUGGCAGAUUUUGAGAGCAAAUGCUAGAGUUUAAAAACAUGUCCUGAGAAGAAACUUUUCUCUCACUUAAAGGAAGCCAAGCCACAGGGGGAUAGGUUAGUCAUUUCCCAUUUCUUGGUCAAAAAAAUAUUGUCUGAUUUUCAUUGGUAAAGGGGAUUAAAUAAGGAACAAGGUGUCUGCAGCCCCAAGUUCCAAUCUCUGUUACAAGAUUUUUGUAGGAAGGAAUUUAUAAACUUUACAAAUAAGAAUUAGAAUCUCCACAGAUUCAACCCAAAGUACAGAGCUUUCAGUAAAUUUCUUAUUCGCAAGAUAAAGCUAUUUUCCAGCAACUUAAAUGGAACUUUACAAACUGUCUUGCUUGUGAGUAUUGUCCCUAAGCUAAAAUCACUUGUGUGUUCAUUUUGUUAGUAACAAUAGUACUGUGCAUGGUCUCCUCUGCUGCAGAAGGAAAUGGGUAGAUUUGGCUUCUCCUUCCAUAAGCAAGAAACUCAUGAUUGAGGAGGUAAAAGAUCUUAGAUAUUUGGGAAACCCUUACUAUUGUUGAUGCUUUACUAUUGCUAUUAAAAUGUGUAAAAAAUAAUAGAACAACCAAUAUUCAGGAUUACCAGUUCUUUCCUCUACGUUUAUUUGAAUUACUAGAAAAAGAAGUUCUGUACUAUACAAAAGCUAUUGGUUGUAGAUACCUUGAAAUCCUGACCUGCUAAAUGUGGUAAGGCACAAAAAGAUGAACAGAUUAAAAUUGAUAAAGUUGAACCCCUUAAUGAUGAAGAUUGGGGGAAAAGAGAAGCUUCUAAUACAGGGAUUACUAGUUGGAAUGAGAGAGAUUUUAAGCAGUUUACUGAGACGUGGGUUGUGAUGAUACUGAAAAUACAGCAAGAGAAGUGGAAGGAAAAAGAAACUCUAGAGAAAGUCAUUGAAUAUGCUGCUGUCUUUUGGGAAAGAUCCAGUGAAGAUGUAGAUAGAUAAGAUUAUGGCUCAGAUUAAAGGGGAGAGACAAGAAUUCACAGGAGAAUUUGUAUCACACAAAAGCACUUGACACAAAGAUUGAAUGGUACAAAGCACCUUUUCAGCAGCUGGGAACAUCAUAUGAUACUAACAAAGGAGAAAACUGUCCUAGAGAAGAGAGUUGUUUCCUGAUUUGUGUGCUUGGAUUCAACAAAGAAAAUGUAUAUGAUGAAUUGAGCCAGUGUAUUCACAACAUUCAUCAGUUCAGAUUUGACUGGUCUCUUAAGUUCAGAAUUGCAGUGGAUCUCCAGAGGAGGUGUAGCAUCUUAACUACCUUGAUUGAAAGAAAAAACAGAACUAGAAGACUAGAGAUGGGAAACAAACCAGGUGAGCUCAAUGAUUGCCAUAGCCUAUUACCUUGAGAGUGUUUCCAGGCUGCAGGGCAGGGAUGGGUAUCGUAGUCAGAGCCCAACAGACUCACCAAGUGGAGGAGACCAGGGCUGCUAGAGUUAACAAGAGAAAGUUCCAGAGCAAACAGAGGUACACAGGGUGCCCAUGACUGUUCAGCAAAGUACAGAUCAGCAUCUGUGUGAGGAAACCACCUGAUACAUGCUACAAUAUGACUGAACCUCAUAAUAAUUAUGCUGAAAUAACCUAGAUAUUUUUUAAAAGACUACGUAUUGUAUAUUUUGUAUGACUCCAUUUAUUAAAAUCUUAGAAAAUGCAACUAAUCCAAAGUGACACAAAGUAGAUUAGUAAUUAUCGAAGGAUUGGUGGGGGUCGGGGGGGUUGUAGAGGUGACAGGCCGGGUGGGGCAUGAGGGAAAGAUUACAAAGGGGCACAAGGAAACUUAGGAGUGAUGGAUAUGUUCAUUAUCUUGAUUGAGGAGAUGGUUUUGCAGACUUUUACAUAUGUAAAAACAUUACAUUACAUACUUUAAAUACAUGUAUUAUUUUGUCAAUUGCACUUAAAUAAAGCUCUUUUUAAAACCUGCAUCCAAAAAAAAUACAAACAAAAAACAGAGUAGUUUCCCUUUCAGAGUGGUUCUGAGGAAAAGAAAGGAGAGAACAAGCCCAAGUAACCUAUUUGCAACUCUCUUCCAACUCAGGUUGUCUUUACUAAGAUUUUUGCAGUUCAAAAGUGUUUUUCAGUUUUAGAGGUGUAGUGUUAGGAUCUAUGUAGUCAAAUAUUGCUCUUGUCAAUCAAGAUAUAACUUUAUGCAAUUUUGUGUUUCAGGCCUCCUGAAUCAAGCAAGCAAACAUGAAAAAUGGAUUAAGGCUGAUGCUCCAAAAGGCACUGUAAGCUUUAGAAGCCAAAGCUGGUUUCAGUCCCUGAAACUGCAGGACUGAGAAUGGUUUGAGUUAUGUUUCUAAAUUUUAACAACGAUUAGUAGAUCUGUGACUACAAAAACUCAAAUACCACUGUUCAUAUAAAUGUUGAAAACAAUAAAUUGGGAUGUCUUGGGGCAGCCUUUUCAAAAUUUGUACUUAGCUAUUAGUUUUCUUCUGUAACAAAUUACCACAAACUUAUUGACUUAAAAUAAUACCUGUUUGCCCUGGGAUCUCCUGGACCCUGACUCCACCCAGCAGUAACCCAGCACUAGCCCCAGGGCCUCCCAGGGUUCUGCCAUCAACCAUCAACCAGUGGCCAGCAGCAUCUGCACAAGGCAGGACCUGGCAACCAAGCAGACCAGGGGCCAAUCUAGCCUAUCAGACCACCUACAUAGUCAGCCUGCCAAAACAGAAAGACCCACACAAUCCUCAUAGGAGGAACCCCUAGAGCAUAUAACUGUUGAGAGGAGAGUGCACUGCUGGAACACAAAAGGUCACUUCUUCAAGGUUGGGAAACAUAACCAACCUACCAGGUACAUAAAAAUAAAAACAACUAGUUAGGCAAAAUGAGGCAACAGAGGAACAUAUUCCAAACAAAGGAUUGAGAUAAAACACCAGAAAAAGAACUAAGUGAAGUGGAGAUAUGCAAUCUAACCAAGAAAGAGUUCAGGAGUGUGAUUGUACAGAUGAUCAAAGAACUUGGGAAACAAAUGGAUGCACAGAGUGAGACAUUAGAAGUUUUUAACAAAGAGUUAGAAAAUAGAAAGAACAACCGAACAGAGAUGAAGAAUACAAUAACUGAAAUGAAAAAUACACUAGAGGGAAUCAAUAGUAGACUAAAUGAUACAGGGAAAUGGAUUAGUGAGCUGGAAGACAGAGUAGUGGAAAUCAGUGAUGCUGAAGGAAAAAAAAAUGAAAAGAAAUGAGGACAGUUUAGGAGACUUCUGGGACAUCAAGCUCACUAAUAUUUGCAUUAUAGGAUUCCCAGAAGGAGAAGAGAAAGAGAAAGGGGCUGAGAACAUAAUUGAAGACAGUAGCUGAAAACUUCCCUAACCUGGGAAGGGGAAACAGACAUCUAAGUCUAGGAAGUGCAGUGAGCACCAUACAGGAUUAACCUAAAGAGGCAGACACCAAGACACAUUGUAAUUAAAAUGGCAAAAAUUAAAGAUAAAAGAGAAUAUUAAAAGCAGCGAGGGAAAAGCAACAUGUUACAUAAAAGGGAACUCCCAUAAGGCUAUCACCUGACUUUUCAGCAGAAACUCUUCAGGCCAGAGCAGCAUGGCAUGAUAUAUUUGAAGUGAUGAAAGGGAAAAACCAAAACCCAAUAAUACUCUGCAAGGUUCUCAUUCAGAUUUGAUGAAGAGAUAAAAAGCUUUACAGAGAAGCAAAAGCCAAGAGUUCAGCAUCACCAAAUCGGCUUUAAAGAAAUGUUAAAGGAACUUCUGAAAGCAAAAAAGGACACAAGAAACAUGAAAAUCAUGAAAGGAGAAAGCUCAUUGGUAAAGGCAAACAUAUAGUAAAGGUAGGAAAUCAUUCAUGCACAAAGCUAGUAGGAAGGUUGAAAGACAAAAGUAGUAAAAUUGUCUAUAUCCACAAUAAGUAGUUAAGGGAUACACAAGACAAUUAUAUGUAAAAAAUGAUAUCAAAAACAGUAAUCAUGAGGGUAGGAGAGUACAAAUUCUGUUAAAAUGCAUUGGAAAUUAAGAGAUCAGCAACUUCAAACAAUCGUGUAUAUAUAGAUUGCUAUAUGUAAAUCUCAUGGUAACCACAAACGAAAAAUCUAUAAAAGAUACGCAAAAAAGAAAAAGGAAUCCAAAUAUAACACUACAGGUAGUCAUCAAAUCACAAAAGAAGAGAACAAAAGAAGGAACAAAAAAGACAUACAAAAACAACCCCAAAACAGUGAACAAUAUGGCAAUAAGAAUGUACAUAUCGAUAAUUGCUUUAAGUAUAAAUGGAUUAAAUGCUCCAAUCAAAAGAAAAUUGAUAAACCUUUAGCCAGAUUCAUGAAGAAAAAAAGAGGAUCCAAAUCAAUAAAAUCAGAAAUGAAAAAGGGGAAGUUACAACUGAUGCCAUGGAAAUACAGAGGAUCAUAAGAGACUACUAGAAACAACUAUGUGUCAAUAAAAUGGACAAUGUUGAAGAAAUGGGCAAAUCCUAGAAAUGUACAAUCUUCCAAGAGUGAACCAGCAAGAAGCAGAAAAUAUGAACAGACCAAUUAAAAAUAAUGAAAUUGAAUUAGUAAUUUAAAAAAACCCUUCCAACAAACAAAAGUCCAUGACCUGAUGGCUUCACAGAUGAAUUCUGCCAAACAUUUAGAGAAGAGUUAACACUUACGCUUAUUAUACUAUUCCAAAAAAUUGCAGAGGAAGGAACACUUCCAAACUGAUUCUACAUGGCCAGCAUCACCCUGAUACCAAAAGUAGACAAAGAUAUCUCACACAUACACAAAUUACAGGCAAUUAUCACUGAUGAACAUUGAUGUAAAAAUCCUCAAUAAAACAUUAGUAAACCGAAUCCAACAAUACAUCAAAAGGAUCAUAUACCAUGAUCAAGUGGGAUUUAUCCUAGGGAUGCAAGAAUUUUUCAAUAUCCACAAAUCAAUCAGUGUGAUACGCCACAUUAAUGAAGAAUAAAAACCAUAUGAUCAUCCCAAUAGAUGCAGAAAAAGCUUUUGACAAAAUUCAGCAUCCAUUUGUGAUUAAAAACUCUCCAGAAAGUGGGCCUAGAGGGAACACACCUCAACAUAAUAAAGGCCAUAUAUGACAAACCAAUGCUAACAUCAUACUUAGUGGUGAAAAGCUGAAAGCAUUUCCUCUAAGAUCAGUAACAAGACAAGGAUGCCCAUUCUUGCCACUUUUAUUCUGCAUAGUUUUGGAAGUCCUAGCCACAGCAGUCAGACAAGAAAAAGAAAUAAAUGGAAUCCAAAUUGGAAAGGAAGAAGAAAAACUGUACUGUUUGCAGAUGACAUACUAUACAUAGAAAAUCCUGAAGAUACCACCAAAAACUACUAGAGCUCAUCACUAAAUUUGUGAAGUUGCAGGAUACAAAAUUAAUACACAGAAAUCUGUUGUGUCUCUAUACACUAACAAUGAACUAUCAAAAAGAGAAAUUAAGAAAACAAUCCCAUUUACCAUCACAUCAAAAAGAAUAAAAUACCUAGGAAUAAACCUACCUAAGUAGGUAAAAGACCUGUACUUGGAAAACUAUAAGACACUUACGAAAGAAAUUGAAGGCAAUCCAAACAGAUGGAAAGGUAUGCUGUGUUCAUGGAUUGGAAGAAUUAAUAUUGUAAAAUGACCAUACUAGCCAAGGCAAUCUACAGAUUCAAUGCAAUCUAUAUCAAAAUACCAAGGGCAUCUUUUUCACACAACUAAAAUAAUUAUUCCUAAAAUUUGUGUGGAAACACAGAAGACCCUGAAUAACUAAAAAAAAUCUUCAGAAAGAAGAACAGAGCUGGAGGAAUCAUGCUCCCUGUCUUCAGACUAUACUGUAAAGCUACAGUUAUCAAAACAGUGUGGAAUUGGCACAAAAACAGAUAUGUAGAUCAGUGGAACAGAAUAGAGACCCAGGAAGUAAACCCACACACUUACAGUCAAUUAAUCUAUGACAAAGGAGGCAAGAAUAUAUUACAGUGAAAAAAAGUCUUUUCAAUAAGUGGUGCUGGGAAAACUGGACAGCUACAUGUAAAAGACUAGAAUUAGAAUAUUUUCUAAAACCAUAUGCAAAAACAAACUCAAAAUGGAUUAAAGAUCUAAAUGUAAUACCAGAAAGCAAAACUUGUAGAAGAAAGCAUAGGCGGAACACUCUUUGACAUAAAUUGUAGCAAUAUUUUGGGAGAUCUGUCUCCUAAAGCAAAGGAAAUAAAAGCAAAGAUAAACAAAUGGAACCUAAUUAAAUUUAAAAGCUUUAGCACAGCAAAGGAAAUCAUCGACAAAAUAAAAAGGCAGCCUACUGAAUGGGAGAAAAUAUUUGCAAAUGAUAUGACCCAUAGAGGUUUAUAUCCAAAAUAUACAACAGCUUUUACAACUCAACAUAAAAAAAAAAAAAGAAAAAAGAAACCUGAUUAAAAAAUGGGCAGAAGACCCAAAUAGAUAUUUUUCUAAACAAGUCAUACAGAUGGGCACAGGCACUUGAAAAGAUGCUCAACAUCAUUAAUAAUCAGAGAAAUUCAAAAUAAAACCCCAAUGAGAUAUCACCUCACAUUUGUCAAAAUGGCUAUCAUUGUAAAAGAUCACAAAAAAUGUUGGCAAGGAUGUGGAGAAAAGGCAAACUUCUUACACUUGGUGAGAAUGUAAAUUGGUGCAGCCACCAUGGAAAACAGUAUGGAGGUUUAUCAAAAAAACAAAAAAUAAGACUAACAUGACCCAGCAAUUCCACUCCUGGGUAUUUAUCUGAAAAAAACAAAAAUACUAAUUUAAAAAGAUACAUGCACCCCAGUAGUCAUAGCGUUAUUUAUAAUUGGUAAAAUAUGGAAGCAACCUAAGUGUUCAUUAACAGAUGAAUGGAUAAAGAAGAUGUGGUAUGUACACACACACACACACACACACACACACACACACACACACACAGGAAUACUACUCAGCCAUGAAAAAGAAUGAAAUUUUGCCAUUUGCAGCAACAUGGAUGGACCUGGAGGGUAUUAUGCUAAGUGAAAUAAGUCAGAGAAAGACAGAUACUGUAUGAUAUCACUUGUAUGUGGAAUGUAAAAAAACAAUCUAGUGAAUAUAACAAAAAAGAAGCAGACUCAUAGAGAACACACAUCAGUGGUUACCAAUGGGGAGAGGGAAGUGGGGAGGGGCAGGAUAGGGGUAGGGGAUUACAAGGUACAAACUACUAUAUAUAAAAUAAGCUACAAGGAUAUAUAGUACAACACAGGAGAUAUAGCCAAUAUUUUAUAAUAACUAUAAAUGGAACAUAACCUUUAAAAAUUGUCAAUCACUAUGUUGUACACCUGAAACUUAUAUAAUAUUGUAUAUCAACUAUACCUCAUUAAAAUUUUUUGAAAAAUAAAAUCAGUUGUAAAGCUGAAAAAACUAAUACUAACACCUAUUUAUCAGCUCAUAGUUCUGUAGGUCGAGCUCAGCAUGGUUAGAUUCUCUGCUCGGGUUAUCCACAAGGCUGGACUUAAGGUAUUGUCCAGGCUGAGCUCUCAUCUAGAUGAUCUGAGGAAUAGUCUACUUCCAGGCUCAUUCGUAUUGUUGGCAAAAUGCAGUUCCUUGUGACUGUGUGACUGAGAUCUCUGUUUCCAUGCUGGCUGUCAGUUGGCAAUCACUCUAAAUUUCUAGAGGCCACCUGCAUUUCUUUUAUAUGGCCUUCUCUUCAGGCCAGCACUAAUGCAAUCAGUCCUUGUCAUGCUGUGAAUAUCUGAGCUCUUUUUCUGCAGCCACCUUGGGAUAACUCUGCUUUUAAAGAGCUCAGAGGAUUAGGUCAGGCCUACUCAGGAUAAUCUUUGUUUUGCCAUAUAAUGUAACAGUCAUGGAGUGAUAUCUCAUCAUAUUCAUAGUUUCCACUUAUACUCAAUAAGAAGACAUUUUACAAAAAUAUAGGUAAUAGGGGGCAGCUAUUUUGAAAUUCUUUGUACCAGAGCUCUUGUGUAACAUGUUUUCUACUGACUAUUGUGCUUACUAUGACAACAGUAUAACUUUAAGCUGUGAAUAAAACACAUCACAAAUAUGA